This is a messenger RNA of Cataglyphis hispanica, 2915 nucleotides long. RefSeq names its product A disintegrin and metalloproteinase with thrombospondin motifs adt-2-like (gene stl). The transcript has 5 exons. The record is from RefSeq and is a predicted model, not a curated record. Gene Ontology annotation, biological process: proteolysis; extracellular matrix organization. Gene Ontology annotation, cellular component: extracellular matrix. NCBI's taxonomy places the organism in Eukaryota, Metazoa, Arthropoda, Insecta, Hymenoptera, Formicidae. Gene Ontology annotation, molecular function: metalloendopeptidase activity. Bases 122 to 2374 code for a protein of 750 amino acids.
AUAAAAAAGUAUGCGGGUUUUAUAACGCGUAUAUGUGUAUAUAUGUAUUCAAAAAUAUAUAAAGACGUUAAUAUUAUAAUCUUUCAACUACUCUUGAACUUGAAAUAGCAUGUGGUAGAGCAUGCCGUCCUCCGUAUUAAAAUUGAUGUUGAUAGUUUUAUUGAACAAAGCGUAUGCUCAUAAUACGCCGGACACCGAAGUGAUAUUGCUACCGAUAUGGGAUUCAAAAGGUGCAUUGGAGAUUCCAUUAACUUUUAAAGUAUUUGGGCAAUUGAUUCAGCUGAGCCUACGUAGAAACGACAAAAUUGUAUCGUCCGAGUUUCAAGUAUGGAAACAUAAUACUAGAGGCAUCACGGAAGAGUUAUCGCAAUUAAAUGCACCAGAUCCUUGCUAUUAUCUUCACGAAGAUCAUAUCGGCUCCGCAGCCAUAAGUUUCUGCCAAGGACAUGGAUUGCACGGCCUCGUCUUUCUGGAGAACGUCAUGUUAGAGAUUACGCCGUUACGAAGCAGCAUCGAGUCUUCGCCCUUACUAAUCGACAAUGAUCGUUAUAUCAAGGAAGAAACCGAUUUUCUUGGUAAACCUCAUGUGGUUAAACGAUCACCCAUCCGAACUCGGAACCUCGAAACUCUGAAGCAAGCGCGAGCUACGAAAGAGCGAUUGACGUUAGAACUGGCCGUCUUCUUCGAUGAGGCGGCGUAUAGUUUAUUCUCGCCCUUCUUAGAUGGGGACGAUAAAAAGAUUCGCGAUAUGUUAUUAGCGUACGUGAACGGCAUCCAAGCGUUAUACCAUCAUCCGAGCCUUGGUGUCCCAAUCGACAUCUCGUUGAUACGUUUGGACGUUAUUCAGAGACAGCCGCUGGAUCUACCCCACUUCGACGGCGAGAGAGGCGGUCUGUUGGAUUCGUUUUGCAAUUAUGCGAACGCCCGUAAUCCCACGGAGGAUACUCAUCCGCGUCAUUGGGACAUGGGUCUUUAUGUGACCGGAUUGGAUCUUUAUGCGCUCGAAGAUGGAAAGAGGAACGGCGCUACCAUGGGAUUAGCCACCGUCGGCGGUCUGUGUAUCCCGCUCUAUUCCUGCGUGCUAGCAGAAUUAGGGGUCACGGAUCAGUUCGGGAAGCCGUAUCCGUCCGCAGGUUUUACGUCGGUUUUUAUCGCCGCUCAUGAAAUCGGCCACAAUUUAGGAAUGCAUCAUGACUCGAGUGGCAACGCGUGUCCGAAGGACGGAUACAUAAUGUCUCCCAGUAGGGGUGUUCGAGGUGAGACAGUAUGGUCUGACUGCAGCCGCGAGAUAGCCAAGACGCUCUCGCAAACGAAACCUUGUCUCCUAGAUUGGCCCGAACCAGGAAACACCUCGGACGCGGCUACGCACGAUCAUUAUUCGCGUUAUCGCAACAUACCCGGAAGAGAAUGGACCGCCAAAAAGCAGUGCGAAUUACUCCUACGCGACAAGGACGCGAAUGCCGUCACGUUGUAUGAGUCUUGUCAAUCCCUGCGAUGCGAGACACCUCACAGAAGCGGAUAUUACUUCGCAGGACCAGCGCUGGAUGGAACUCAUUGCGCACCCGGCAGGGAAUGUCGCGGUGGAGAAUGUGUUCCUGUUCUCGAACAGCCAUCUGAUAGCGAAAGAGGUAGCUGGGGCGAAUGGAAAGAAGAUUCCUGCAACAGCGGUUGCUUGCAACGAUCUAGAGGCGCUCGAAUUAGACGACGAUUUUGCAAAGAUCGAAAUAGAAUAGAGACGAGCUGCAAAGGACCGUAUUACGAUGUGCUCUUGUGCAAUGACGAGAAACUUUGCAGAAAGAAGCGCAGAACGAUCGGCGAGUUCGCUACGUUGAAAUGCGCCCUUUUCAGCGAGAGGCUGUCGGAAUUGGAUGGUGCAGCGAAGGGAUUGCAGGCGGAACACGAGGCUGAUAGACCCUGGAUGGCCUGCGCGAUAUUUUGCCAACGAAAGGACAUUGCCGCUUAUUACGCUCCGCGCGUGGAACUAAACGAUCUCGGCCUCGACCCGUAUCUACCCGAUGGAACGUGGUGCCAUGCCGAAGAGGGCCGAGAUUAUUUCUGCCGUCAACAUCACUGUCUGCCGGAGAACUUUCUAUUCGGGAAAAAAUCGGCGAUCAAGGAUUAUCAAUAUGAGGAGGAAUUAGGACCGCAAAAUGCAAGAAAUCGGCUCGGAUCGACCAACCGACUUGUCAAAUAUUUAACAUCGGGUCCAGAUGGUUUACCAUUGUUGACUUCCGUAUCACGCGAUAUUACCUCUCCGCCCGGGGAAGAUGAGUGGAUCGACAAAGAUUAUAUUGAAUUACCUGCCUCAACUUUUCCAUCGCUUAAUAGUAACGGCGAGAGAAAAAACAGGGAAAAACGAAUUAAUAAUUAUUAGUUGGCACGCUUCCGGGAAGGGGAAUAAUCGUAGAAUGAUUGUGGUUUCUCGUUCCAUAUGAGAAAAUGCUUUAAGAGAUAGGAUGGGGGCGAUGACGUCAUUCUUCUCCCUCCCCCCACUUCAUCAUCUAUUUUAAGAAUGUCUCGAGUAUUAUAUUUGUAUUUAUAUAGAAACGAGACAGGGAGUCGGGUAACUUAGUAGAUAGAGCGAUUGUCUGAUAAUCGAUACAUCUUGAGUUCAAUCCCAACCCGUGCUACCCCACAUAAAAUGUAAUGGCUACAUUUAAGUAGAAUUAAAAAUAUCUCUACAUAAGAAAAAGGAUUCACUAUUAUACAAAAUAUGUAAGAUAAAGGAAUGUUGCUACUGUACCCCGAAAGGAUACGGAAAUCCAUUAAGAAUCUUUACCUUUAUCUAAGAGCGAGACGCAGAAUUGAAGGCAAUAAAGAAAAAUACAUAUAUAACUCUUAUAAUUUAAUAAUUCUCAUAUUAUUUAGCGUACAAAUAAUUAAUAAAGUGUUAAACUUAGGGGCACGUUAUAUAA